Molecule: messenger RNA, 687 nt
Organism: Medioppia subpectinata
Lineage: Eukaryota; Metazoa; Arthropoda; Arachnida; Sarcoptiformes; Oppiidae
Source: the annotation of a GenBank genome assembly
AUGGCGGCCAUUCGUAUUUUGCCGGCCGGGAAGUACCACAACCCGGAACUGUUGAAAAUUCCCAAUUUUCUCCACUUGUCUCCACUCGCCAUUCAAAAGCAUUGUCAGGCGUUGAAGCGUUUCUGUACCAAAUGGCCCGCAGGUCUCGACACCGACGAGAAGUGUGACAAACAUUUUCCCCUUCAGAUCAAGACUCAAGAGUUUGCGUUCAGCGGGACAUCGAUUCGAUGGCCAGACUAUCGUAUCGUCGAGUUGUCGAUCAAAAUGUGUGAUUUGCCCCUCGAUUCUCACGCGACCGACAAAAUGAAACGUUUGUUACGGGAGAGGUAUAACAAGAAGACCGACACAAUCACUAUUACCGCUUCCAAGUGUCCGACAAGAAAACAGAACUACGAAUACGCGGUCUAUUUGUUGACUGCCGUCUACUUUGAGUCUUUGAAAGUGGAGGAAUGGGAGGACGAGAAGACAGAAGAGGAUUGGGAGAAGUUUUAUUGGGAUAAAAGUGAAUCCAAGAAAACUAUUGUUUCAUAUAUGAAACAAAUCAAACCCGAACUUAAAGACGAAGAGAUCCUAAACGACCAAAGAGUCAAAUCAUUCUCUGAAUCCGUUUCACGACUUUUCGAUCAAAAAGAAGAUAAAAGUUCUUUAAAUGAAUACAAACGAAACGUUUUACAGAUUCUGUUCUGA